AUGGGGCAUACCUCUGCAUGUGGGCUCUUUCCUUUGCCUCGGCCAGAUGCUCUGCCGAAGCUGAAGGGCUAUGGUCGCCGCUCCCAACACCGAGCUGCGCGAAGAGUCCGAAUUCGUGAUGAUUUGAGGGAGGCAAUUGCCUCCUUGAAUUGGAUGCAUGUGGGUGACUUCGAUGCUCCACCUUCGGCCGCUCAUCCUCUCCAACGAGAAGUUUUGUGCCGCCUAGAAGCUUUGGUGGAACGGGCGGAUGAUCUGGGUGACCAUGGUCAUUUGCCGUCACUGGAGGCAGCCUAUGGUGAGCUGCUCCGAGGCAGAGAUGGUUAUGCCGAGCCAUCGACGCCGGCCUCGUUAGCGCCCUACAACCUCGAGCUCGUGUCCCUUCCAACUGACCUUUGUGACGCUCCUCGUGCUGAGGAACUGUUGGAGGAGGCCGACCGUCGAUACCUGCAGGGGCAAGAGCGUAUGUUACGGGAAAUCCCCAAGGAAGACAGUGAAGUCAUCAAGCCGUAUUGGGAUCCUGCCCUCAGACAUAACCCAGGUAGAUAUCGCAAGUUUAUUCAGCGUUUGAAUGACAUCAAGUACCUUGAUUUCACUUUGUCCCCUUCACAGCAUGCUGGAGUGUUUUUUGUUUGGAAAAGUGAUGGGAAACGUAUUCGCAUGAUCGUAGAUGCAAGACCAGCCAACGCAGAGUUUGAAGAGCCACCCGGCAUCUCUUUGCCAACCGCUGAGACCUUUGCAAAGAUUGAGAUGGAGACACACAUGCAUGAUGGUGAUGACCCGGAACUAGGCAUCUAUGCAGGUCUCUCAGAUGUCCGUGAUUGUUUUCAUCGCAUCAAGCAGCCUAGAUGGCUGUCGAAGUACUUUUGCUUCCUUCCAAUCGAGGCCAAGCAUGUUGGGCUCACCGGAACUGUGCUGGAGGGCCACACUCUCAGCUCGAAUGACUUGGUGUUCCCGAUGCCGGGAUCACUGUGUAUGGGGUUCAGUUGGUCAUUGUUCUUUGCUCAACGCAUCAACGAGGUGGUCAUGAGAAGAGUGAGCAGUUUAUCAUAUUCUACUCUAAUCCACGAUCGAGGUGGGCCAGCGGUUUUUGGUGACCACCUCCCUGAUGAAUUAAAGCACUUUGUCUAUGUGGACAACCUCGGGGUGAUGUCAACCGACCGCCAGGCCGUCAGUGGAGCAUUGGAUGAUCUGGUUGGCAAGUUCACCCAGGAGAAAUUGCUUCUCCAUCCAGGCGAGAUACAGCAUGAGUGCAUCAAAGCGCUUGGUGUGCAACUGGAUGGGCAGAACCUCUUCUCCUCACUUAGCCCCGACAGGUAUCACCGCGUUCGUCAAGGGCUACGUUGUCUUCUAAGACGAGGUCGAUGCAGUGGUCGGGUCCUUGAGAUACUCAUCGGUCAUUGCGCUUAUUGUGGUUUGAUGAAUAGGGCUUUGCUUUCAGUUUUCCACAACGUUUACAAGUUCAUCCAUUCCCACCAUGAUCACCCAGCAACUCUUUGGAAUAGCGUCAGGGCGGAGCUACGGGCAUUCUGCGGCCUUAUGCCGCUGAUUGCUUCUGACUGGUGCCGGCCUUGGAAUGAGUUGGUGCCAGUGUCCGACGCCAGUGAAGAGGGCUUUGGGGUUUGCGCAGCUGUCUGGACAUCUUCUCAGGCAGCAGCAGUUGGCAGGGUUUCUGAACGAGACCGAUUCAAGCGUGCCGGGAGCCACAGUGCCAGAGAGACGGCGCUGACUUCAGCGGGGUUUGUCAAAGACGAGGUGUCGGGCAAGUGGGCCGAAGGUAUCCUCGAUGAUGAGGAGUACCUCAAGCUCAGUGGCUGGGACCUCAGAACUGACUUUCCAGAAGUCCCCGCUCACAAGCUCAGAGAGGGAAGUUGGCAAACCGUUCGGCAAGGCAGGUGGAAGAAGCACGAGCACAUCGUGCACUUGGAAGCCCGGGCCUUGGUGAAAUCUUUUGAGUACUUGGUUGAAGACACCCAUUCAAAGGACUGCAGACAACUCUUUUUAGUGGAUUCAAUGAGUGCGGCAUUGGCAUUCGAUAGAUGCAGAAGUCGCAACUUCAAGAUGCUGAGACAGAUCCGAAAGUUUUGCUCCUAUGGGUUGGCUCGAAACAUUUCGUUUUCAGUGCGGACCUCCUCGCUCCAGCGGACAGACCCAACAGUUUCUCUGCUGAAGAAGCCGUCCUUCUUGCCACCCAGCCUAGAGUCUUUGGUCAAAGGCAUGGACAAGCUCCCGCAACCGCGGAAGCAGAUGGAGCCCGAUCUCGAGAGUGCCGCCAGUUCCUCGAGUUCAGAACCUGCCAGGGAUGUCAGAACCAAGGCACUGGCGAAGCGAAGUCGAGGCAGGCUUCAGAAGUAUGUGCAAGAGGCCAUGGAGGCAAAGUCCAUGGGUCUCAGCUUGUUAGAAAAGAAAGCCAUUGGGGACCGGAGCGCCAAGUACUACCAAGAGGAGUACAAGCAGUUGCUCAUUUUUGCCAAGACGCGGAAGCUGAUGAUGACUCUCCCACGCGAACUGGAUGCAACCCUUGUGGAGUACUUCAACGACCUUUUCAUGAGGGGUCACCCAGCGCAUCGGGGGGACAAAAUCAUCGCCACCGUGAUGCACCACCAGUCCGAGUACAGCAAGCUGGGAUCCAGUCGGCUGCCGCGAGCCUGGCGAUGUCUCAAAGGCUGGAGGCGCUUAGCGCCAGGAACCUCGAGGAAAGCCUAUCCCCUAGGCGUGUGGUGUGCCAUCGCCUUGGAAUUGAAGAGGCUGGGGCAUCUUCAGAUGGCAGUCUUUACGCUGGUGGGCCUCUCUUCGUACAGCCGUCCUUCAGAACUGCUGAGAUGCAGGGCCUUCAGCCUGGUGAAGCCGUCGCCAGGGAUUACAGAGUUUUGGAGUCUUUUGCUGAAUCCAGAAGAAAGGAUGGAUCGGUCGAAAGUCGGCGAGUUCGACGACAGCAUUGCCCUCGACUCUCCUUGGAUGAGGCCUUGGGCAGCAACCCUGCUGAAGCCGCUCGCCAGCCAGGGCGCCGACCUCCCCUUGUGGAACUUCAACUACUCCCACUACUUCAAGGUUUUCUCCCAGGUGACAGAGACUUUGGGGCUAGACAUGACACCAUAUCAGAUGAGGCACAGCGGGCCUUCAAUAGAUCGCUCAAGAAACCUGCGGUCUCUUCUCGAGGUCCAGAAAAGAGGAAGGUGGCGGUCGCACAAAAGUGUGGCCAGAUACGAGAAGAGUGCUCGCCUGGCCGCAACCUUCCAGAUGCUUCCACCACCUCUCCAACAUCAUUGCCUCCUCGCAGAAAGACAGCUCGGGGAUGUGAUGUUGGGCCGGGCCCCCGCCUUGCGUCCACCUACAAAAGCAAAGGGCUGA
Molecule: messenger RNA, 3348 nt
Organism: Durusdinium trenchii
Lineage: Eukaryota; Dinophyceae; Suessiales; Symbiodiniaceae
Source: the annotation of a GenBank genome assembly